Cinara cedri is the source of this 10415-nucleotide messenger RNA. NCBI's taxonomy places the organism in Eukaryota, Metazoa, Arthropoda, Insecta, Hemiptera, Aphididae. The record is from the annotation of a GenBank genome assembly.
AAUAAUACUUACAUUUUGCAUAACACAAUGCAGUUUGCUAUUGUUUCGCUUUAAUUUUUUUAUUUGGUUUGGUUGUUUAUUUAUUUUAUUAUUUGUACAGAGUUUGUUUUUUUUGAUUCUUAAUUUUUUCUUAAUAUGAAUAUUUAACUUUUACUUAAUGUGUAAAUUUGUUGUCAAUUUGAAUAUUAAUUGUUUUAUUUACCUUCUAAUUUUAAUGAAUGUAAAUUAUUAGCGAUGAAUGAAUUUAGUAUAUUUUGCUAUUAUAAAAUAUGUUACAACACGUUUAAAAUGAAAUGGUUGAAACUAAAAUAUAGAUAUUAUAUUUUGAUCUAGAUUACCUAAUAUUUUAAAACGUACCUAAUAAGAUGUCGUCAAACAACACAAUUGAAAAUUCAAAAAAUACUGGUUUGUAAAAUCUUUAAUAUUUUAUUACGUAUUUUACAUGUUUAAUUUUCUUAGAUAUGCUUACACGGAGUUACUCUGAUCGAAGCAAUGAUCGAAAUAGAGAUGCUAAUAGUAACCGUGAGCGUGAUUAUGAUGGAUUAAAACAACAAUGCGAUAAAGCUAUGCAUGAGUUAAUGAUGUUAAGACGGUAAAUUAUUUUAACCUAAAUAUAACAUAACAGAGUGAAUAUUAUAAUAUAUCUAUCACACAGGCAACACGGGGAAACAGUACGAAGGUAUGAUCAAACAAGAAAAGAAUUGGAGUAUUAUCGUGGUCAAAAUCAAGUUAUGAUUAACCAAAUUGAACAAGCUGCACAAGAAUCAUCUUCAUUGCGUGCUAAACUGGCUGUUGAAAAACAAAUUUCAGACCGAUCUCAACAGGUGUUUAGAUUUUUUAAGUUCAGAAAUUGCUCAAUAUUUACAUUUGUAUAAAUUAAGUAAAAUAAACAUUGAAAUCAGAUUUUUGAGGUUAAAUAUUUAAAAUUUAUUAAAGAAUGUAUUAUUUUAAGAUGUUAAUAACAUUUUAUGUGGAAUGAACAGAAAAAUUAAAAGAUUUUUUUUAUAUUUUACUUAAUUAUUUAGUUCAUAAUGCUAUGAUUUAGUUUGACCAAGUGGACUUAUACUUUCAUAUGAGUUUCAAAAAAAUAUAAAACAUAAGUAAAUGAUUUAAAUGUGAAAAAUGAUAAUAAUAUUAAUUAAUUAAAUGAAAAUGAAUGACCAAAUUUGUUUUACGGCAAAAAUAGAAAUUAACUAUAAUUUCAGGCACUUCUUAAAGAAUGACCAAAUUUAAAUUUUACAUAUUUUUUGCAGUAUUUAAAGUACUGUGUAGUUGGUUUGCCAUAUAUUUGACUAAGUAUAACUUCAACUGUCUAUGAUAAUAUAUUUUUGAUAUUUAUAAAAUAUAUUAUUUUUUUAAGUACAACCUGUAUAAAUUUAAUAUUAAAUACAUUUAAAAUUGAAUUGUUAUUUUUUUUUUAGGAUAUUCGUGAAGACGAUACAGCAAGUGGUGAUUCACUUAAUGAUCAUUUUAUGUCGUAUGAUUCAAGGUUAGAAGAUUAUGAAGCGUUAAGAAAGGGAUAUGAAGACUUACGCACUACUCAUUCAGCAGCUGUUGACCAAAUGGACAUGAUGAAAGAUGAAAUUAAUCAACUUAAAAAACAAUGCAAUGAAUUAUUCAAAGAACGGGAUAUAGCUCUUAGAGAAAGAGAUGGAUUAAAACAACAGUGUACGGCGGCUAUACGUAAAUGGGAUUUAACACUUCGAGAACGUAAUGAUCUUCAAGAGGCUAUACAAAAAGUCCAACAACAGCACGAAGAAGCUGUCAAAGAAAUGAAAGCAGCUGUUGCGUAUAGUGUUAAAAGUAGUAAAGAACUUAAAGAUUUGAACAAAGCUCAUGAUGCAGCUGUUAUAGAAUAUAGACUCAUUAUGAGUGAACGUGACAGUGUUCAUAAUGAACUUGAAAAGCUAUCAGAAGAUUUAUCUCAAGCUUACAAUAAAAAUAAAGCAUUAGAAAAUGAAAUAAAAUCUUGUAGAGAUGAAAAAAAAACACUUUUAUUGCAUAUUGAAUCAUUAAAACGUGAAAUAUCAUCAGCAUUACAUGAUCGGGAUAAAGCACUUAAAGAAUGUAAUGACUACCAAGAAAGAUUCGGAGAAAUAACAGCUAAAAAUGAGUCUCAAAGAGAAUUUAAAAGUCAUUUUGAUUAUGGUUUCAGUAGAGAAAGAGAAAAUCGAAAUGAUUCACGAGAACAAGUAGCUUCGUUAGAUAUAUUUAAUUUGUGUCAAAAAGAACGUAUGGAUAAUUUAGAUCAAGCUAAUCAAGAAAUUGAAUGUUUAAGAAAAUUGGCUGAUAAAUAUCGUGCCAGAUUAGACGAAUCAUUAGAAGAAGCAGAAGUAUCUAAAAGACGUCGAGAUUGGGCUUUUAGUGAACGAGAUAAAAUUGUAAUGGAACGUGAAAGUAUACGAACCCUCUGUGAUAGUUUAAGAAAACAACGUGACGAUGCUGUCAGUAAGUUAGCUCGUGCCAUGAGAGAUUGUGAUGAUAUAAUGAAACAAAAAAGUGAAACAGCUAAAGAACUGAAUGAACUUAAGUAUGAAAAUAAAGAAUAAUAUAUUAUCUCAUUUUAUUGCUGUUAUUUUUAAUUUUUCUGUAGGGAAAAAAUGGAAGCCCAAUUGGAAAAAGAAGCUCGUUUAUUACAACUACAGGCAACUGGUCGCUACAGUCAAGACUCUGCUAUAGAUACUGAUCUUCAAGAAUGGGACACAGAAAUUUUAAAUAUUGACUUAGUAAGUAGUAUUUCACAAUAGCAUGAGUAGUUCGAAAAAAUUGAAAAAUAUUAUUUAAUAUAAAAUAUAAAUUAGUAAAACUAAUAUACUUUCAAGUAUUUUAUAAAAAUAUAUAUAACAAUUCACACUUACAAUACAUAAUAGUUUUUAAUCAUUUGUGUUAUUAUUUUGUAAAUUAAAAUAAUUUUAUUCAUAAAUAAUAACAAAAUAGUUAAUUUAAUUCAUAUUUACAUCUUCUUAAAGUUAUUUAUUUAGUCUUAAAAUCAGGGUUUGACAAAAAACUAAAGUUAACAUAGGUUUUUUAAAGAAUAUUUUCAGGGUAGUUUUAAAUGAUUUUUUUGAAUAAGUCUACUUUACCUGAUACCCUUUACAUCUUCACUCGCCGAAUUGAGGAAUCUAACAAUCCAUUACUAGUGGGUCUAAACUUGAUACUGCCACAAGCAGGAUAGUGCCCUAAAUGUAAACCUAAACCUCAUCUUGUGAGAUCAAAUUUUCAGUGAACUACAUAAACUCUGUAGGACUUGUCUUCUUAGUAUUCAAUUCUGAGAUUGGUUUGUAGCAUUUCCCUAUUCUUCCCUGUUACUUGCCUUUCUUUUUGUUUCUUCAUAAGAAUUACACCCUUGAUCCCUUAUUAUUUGUUGCAUAUACUAUAAACGUGAUCUUCCUCUAUAAUUUUUACCUUACAUACAUCUCUCGAUUUGCUUACUACAAGCACUUGUUUUUUUUAUGUUCAUUCUAAAAUUGAAUUUUAUUAGUGUUGUAUCCAAAAAAUUUAGCGUGAGGUUUAAGUCCUCUUCAGAUUCUGCUAUUAGAGCAAUGUUGUCAGCGAACUAGAUUAAAUAUAUAUUUUCUGACCGCUAAUAGAGAUGCCAUUUGGAUUUACUUUCAUUUAAUUUAUAGCUUCUUUGAUGAAUAGGUUGAAUAAAUAGGGUGAGAGCGAACAUCCUUGUCUCAUUUCUUGAAUUAUUUCUGCCUCUUCCUUGUGGCUAUUGAUAUCUACUAUUGUAGUUCGGUAUUUGUAUAAAUUAAAGACGAAUCUUCUGUCUUUCCAAUCUAUACCAGCAUUUUUCAGGCUCAUAAAGAGCUGCUUCCAGUUGACAUUGUUGAAUACUUUCUUGAGAUCUAGUUGGUGAUCAAGAAAGUUGUUUUUUGAUAUUCUUUAUAGUUUUUUUAAAAAUUGAGCAAAACCGAAAAAUACACUAUAAUUAUCCUCAAAUUUACGAAAAUAAUUUUUUUAUUAUUUUAAUAAUAUAUUAUACAGCUUGAUAAUAAAAAAAUUUAUUAAUAUUAAUUUAUAUUUAGGGUGUUUUAGGGUCAAAUGAAGAUUUAGGGAUUGAUUUACUUGGUGGGAGAGAUGAUCCAUUGUAUCCCAAUGAUAAUGCAAUAUACAUUUCAUCUGUCAAUAAAGGAAGCAUAGCAGCGAGAAAACUAAGGUUAAAUAUUCACACUAAAUACUAUACACACACACAUAAACACAUAUGUAUUUAUUGAAAUAAAUAUAGUAUAUUAAUAAUAAUAUAUUGUAUUUGUAAUGUAUAUAUUUAUGUUUAUUGUUUUAGAGUUAAUGAUUGUAUAUUGAGAGUAAAUAAUCUUGAUUGCACAUCAAUUAGUAAACGAUUAGUUUUGGAGACUAUAAGAUCAUUAAGCAGUGCUACUUUAGUGGUAAGACGAAGAAAACCCGCUUCUCCAUCUAGAAGUCUUUUCACAACUCAGCUACAAGUUAAUAAUUAUGAUCAUGGAAUUUCAUUGGAAACUGGUAUAUACAUUAAUAAAAUAACACCAGGAUCUCUAGCUGCUAAAGAUGGAAAUUUGGAUGUUGGCGAUAGAGUAUUAAGUGUAAAUAAAUAUUGAAAUUAUGAAAAAUUAAAAAUAAAUAAUUUAUCUUUAUAAUAUGUUAUAUUUACUUUUAGAUUAAUAACACCACAGUGGAUAAUAUAAAAAAUUCAAGAGAAGCUAUGUUGCUUCUGCAUGAACCUGGUGAUGUACUAACAAUUACAACUAUGAAGUCAACAUAUUGUGCUGGAAACUGUGGUUCUGGACCAAAUCGUGAUAUUUAUAAGAAAUAUACCAACAGUACAACACAAACAGAUAAAUCUAGUUAUUCAAGAUAUCAAGAAUCUUAUCAAAAACCCCAGUACAUUCAGUCAAGACGAGUGAUGCUUGAUGUACCAGAUAAGGUGCAUAGAAAUCCUUCUCCUGUUAAUAAUUCUAUAUCAGAACGAGAUCAGGAAGAUGCUAUUGCUGAGUUAGAUUCUGUAAUUGAUGCAUUUAGACCUCACCCAGCACCCACUACCACUAAACAUCCUAGGUAAUUAUUUUAUUACAUUAUAUUUAUCACGAUUUGUAGAUAUUUUAAGUAAUACACAGAUAUUUCUAACUUAUGUUUUUUAGUCGUCAUAGAAAGUCUAAAGAGUUAGAUAAGAAUGGUGGAACUUGGCCUAAAGCUAGAAGCGGUCCUGUAAUAGAGCACGGUACUGGUACAAUCCUUCAUCCACGUAAAAAUAAAGAACGAUUGCCAUUAUCAGUUCUUUUAAAUAAUCCUCCAUCUUGGUCAUCACAAAAUAAACCGAAAACUGAUACUUCGUCAAUAGAUUUUUCUGUCAGGUCAACAUUUUAUUUUAUUUUAUAUCAAAUUAAAAUAUAAAUUAAUAAUAAUAAUAAUAAUUACUUUUUUAACAAAUUAAAUAGAUCUGGUAAUGCUGGUAAAGAUGUUAUGGAGUAUUAUGCUAAAAAAAAAAAUUGCAAAUAUACCAAUAGUGAUACUGAAAGUAAUGCUGGAGAUAGUCCUGCAGCAAAAUUGUAUGGACCACCAUCUUCUAAUGCCCAUCAUUUUUUCACACCUCAAUACACUAGGUAUUCUCAACCAUCGCCAUCUCAUAGCGGAGAAUCAAUGUUGUAUUGUUUUGAACCUCCUUACAGUCAUAUGUCACAAGUACAAAAUUUUGUAGUAAAUUUAGAUCUUUAUUUUAUUAUUAAUUUGUGUUUUUAAAGUUUCAUCACAGUCAUUCUCCAUCUGUUGAUAUGCAUUAUAAUAGACAUACCACCAGAUCACCACAUCGCAUAAUGACUAAUAUGGGUUAUCGUGGUGAAGAUAUGCCCGAAUCUUAUCAUGGUUAUGAAGUUGGUACAUUUCCUAGAAAAAGAGAGAACUCUAGAUUUAGGUAUAUUGUUUAUUUUUUUUUAAAUAUAAUAUUUUACAUUGAUAUAAAUAUAUAACUAUAUAACAAAUUAUUACUAUAAAUAUGAAUCAUUAGGAUAGCAAUUUUACAUUCUCAACAAUAUACAUGCCCCAGUACAAUAUAGUAAUAAUAGCCAAAUUGAAUUAAACAAAUAGAUAGAUUUAAUAUUUCACUAUUAUAAUUUCAUUGGUUAAAUAUAUAUUUAUAUAUAUAUAUACAGGGUGAUUCACUAAGCGUGCUCACUCAAUUUUUAUGAUUAAAUUUAGCAUGUAUUGGAAUUAUUAUUUAUUAAACAUUAUUGAUCAAAUAUACUUAGACAGGUAAUGAAAGGUAUCCUGUAAUGUGUUUUCGUUUUUCAUAUAUGUGUAGUUUCUUUUUCUCUAUGAUUUCAAUCUAUAGAUUAGUUUGCAGCUCUUCUCCAUUCUUCUCUAUUAUACGCUGUUCAUUUCUACCUAUGAGUUGCAUCCUUGGGCUUUUAUUAUCUGUUGGAUAUAUUUUAAUAUUGGUCCAAUCCCUCUACGCUUACCUCUAUAAUCAGUUUUAUCAUUCCAUUGUGUCACAUUAUAUCUAUUCGUUCUGUCUUCUAACUAAAUUAUUCCAUAAUAUAAACAAUUUUAUCAUUGAUAAUACUGAUUAAAAAUCAGAAAAUUGUGUUAAGUUAAAUUCUAAAAAUCUAAUUUUUAUUUUAUAGUUUAAUAGAUUUGAUUUUAAUACAUUUUACUUUUAAUAAUAAUAAAUAUUUAAAUAAAUAAUUAUAUUCAGAUUUAAGACAUAUUUUUUUCAUAAAAUUAACUAUCAGUUGAGAUUUUAUAAUGCUUAUAUAAUUACAUCAUUUAUAUAGAAUACCCUCUAACCCAAGUGUUUUAAGUAAGAGUAGUGGUGGUGGUGCAGCUGGUAUCUCAACAGGAAGUAUUGAUCGAUCUGUUAGUAGUGAAAGAGACAGUCCAAUGCCUACUUUUCGAGUUGAAGUUCUUAAUCCUGGACAGAUAUCUAUGCCUGCUAAUAAGCGGCAAUCCUUACCUGAAUAUGGUUGGGCAACAAAGUUAGUAUUACAUCAAUUAUUAAUUAUAAUACUAGUUAACAACUUCCAUAUUUUAGAUAUUUGAAAAAACCAUUAUUGAGAGGUGUUGGAAGUGGUCCAUUACCUGGAGAAUUAAGAUGGAUUAGUAUAGAAAAAUCUGUUGAACCACUUGGAAUUCAAAUAUCUUGUGUUGAUAGCGGUGGAGUGUUUGUAUCUACUGUUAGUGAACAUAGUGUUGCUUCCAAAGUUGGCCUUCAAGUUGGCGAUCAACUGUUAGAAGUUUGUGGCAUAAACAUGAGGAGUGCAACUUAUCAAUUAGCUGCAAAUGUGUUGCGACAAUGUGGCAACUCAAUUACAAUGCUAGUUCAAUACAGCCCUGAUAGUAUGUUUUAAUUAAUACCUUAAUUUGAUGUGGCAUAUAGUAUUUUUUGGUAAUUGAAAAACGCUAUGUUUAGAAUAUCAAGAACUAGAAGGAGCUGAAAGUUCAACAAGUAGUCGUUCAGAAACUCCAACACCAUGUAACUCCCCUUCUGUUAAUAGAAAGUCCACUGGUGGUUCAGUUAUAACUCAUGGUAUGGCUACAUUGACUCGUCGCAAGAGUGAUCGAAAUACAGACAACAGAAGUUUAAGAGUGUAUGAGCCACGCUAUUUAAUUAUGGAGACAAGGAAAUGUAGUAACUUGGGAAUAAGUUUAGUUGGAGGAAAUGCUGUUGGAAUUUUUGUACAUAGCGUAACUGUAAAUUCGUUGGCUUAUAAUGCAGGUUUACAGUAAGUACAAUUUGUAAUUUGUAAUUUUCAUUAUAAGUUUAUAUUUUGUGUACUGACAUUUAAAUUUACAUUUAUUUAUAUAUUUUUUGUUUUACAGAACUGGUGAUCGUAUACUUGAAUACAAUGGAACAGAUUUAAGAGAAGCAACUGCUGAGGAAGCAGCUUAUGAAUUAGCUAAGCCAGCUGAGAAAGUCACAGUUCUUGCCCAGUAUUUAAUCGAUAGUGAGUAUUUAUAUUUUUACAAAUUAUUAUUAUUUAAUUGUACUAAAGCAUACAUUUUUUAAAUUUAAUUAUUUGUUAUAAUAAUAGAGUAUAACGAAAUAAAAGAUAAACCUGGUGAUAGCUUUUUUAUAAGAGCAUUAUUCGAUCGUACAGUUGAAUUAGGUGAUGUAACUAGUAACUCUUCUCAACUACAAUUUCGAAAAGAUGAUGUUCUUUAUGUGGAUAACACAAUGUACAAUGGUGUUCCGGGCAAUUGGCAAGCAUGGUCAAUUGAUCACAAUGGCUAUAAGCAACAAGUUGGCAUCAUACCUAGCAAAUAUAAGUAAUUAUAUUUCAAUAUAAAAUGAGUGUAUUAAAAAUGUAAUGGUUAAAUUUAAUUUUCUAAAAUAGAGUCGAUGAAGAACUUGUAAUUAGACGUAGCGGCGGUGAACUAGAUGUUGAUGCACGACGAGCAACAAGACGUAGUUUUUUUAGACGUAAAAAACAUCAACGCAGUAAUUCCAAAGAAUUAGCUAGUUUUUCUAAUAUAAACUUGGGAUGGUAUAGUAGUGACUCUGGUACUUUACAUGAUGAUUCUCUUGUAAUUGCUUCUUAUCAAAGAGUUAUCAGGUUAAACUGUAUGUGUAAUAUCAUAAAUAAAAUUAGCAGAAUAUUAAAUUUCAAUUAAAUUUGUAUUUUGUCUAGCUGAGCCAAGUAUUCGACCAGUAAUGGUAGUCGGACCUCUUGCAGAUUGUGUAACUGAUAAAUUAAUUGUAGAUUUUCCUGAUUUAUUCAUGCGAUAUAUACCAGAGGCAAAACACUGUUCUCAAGCAUUUAUGGAAAAAGGAGUUGCUGAUAGUAUUUAUAUAGAUUAUCGAAAAAAAGGAUCAGUUUAUGAAUGUGUAUCUGUCUCUGGACUUAAAGAAGCCUGUAGCAAAGUAAUUAUUUGAGAUUAUUUUAAAUAAACUGAUAUUAUAAUAUUAUGAUAUUUAUUUCACAGAAUUGUCAUUGUAUUAUCGAUAUCGGUCUUACUAGUGUUGAAAGACUUCAUCGUCAUCAUAUUUAUCCUAUUGUUUUGUUGAUUAAAUUUAAAUCUACUAAACAAGUGAAAGAAGCUAAAGACUCUCGAUCAUCGCAUGAUAAAAUUUCUGCUAAAGCAGCAAAAGAAAUGUAUGAACAUGCAUUGAAGAUGGAAUCUGAGUAUCGACAUUACAUUUCUGGUAUGUUUUUAUUAAAUUAUAUUGUUUUAAAAAUUAUGCUAAGAAUGUUAAAUGUUUAAUGUUUAAUAUAGCCGUUAUACCCGCUGGAGUUAAUGUGGCAUAUAUGUGUACACAAAUUAAAGCGGCUGUUAACUUAGAACAAAGUAAAACACUUUGGGUUCCUUCUCCGACACCACUUUAAGGACUGCACAAAUAAGUCUUUUGUGGAUCAUUGUUCCGUCCAAAAUAAUUUUAUUAUUAUCAUUAUUAGUCUAAUUUGGUGAUUACCCAUGACUUUUUGUUUUAAACCCCCCUUCUAUUUUGAUUGGUUGCUGGUUUUUUUUUUUUAUACUUAUAUAAAUAUUAUCAAGUCAUAUUUUUUAUACCAUGGUAUAAAUAGCAAUGAGUAAUACAAUUUCAUAGAUUUAUUUUAGUUAAAAUUAAAAAUUAAUAAAUUUAAGUAUAUAUAUUUUAAUAAUGUGAUGAUACAUAAUAAUUUAAAAAAAUUAUUUACAUAAAAAGAAAGCUAUGUAUAAUUUUAAAUUUCAACUAAAUUUGAAUUGUCAAGAGAUCUUAUAAACAAAUAAAAAUUAAUCUUUAUUAGAACACUACAAUCACAAAACAAUGUCUUGUAUUAAUAACAAUAUUAAUCAUGAUAAGAUCUUAUUUUUUAUCAUAGGCUAACAUCUGUUAUUUAUGAGGACAUUGUAAAACUUUGUAGUAUUUUGACACAAUUUAUUAAAGUUAAUAAAUGUAAAAAAAAGUUAUUUAUGGAGAUUUAAGUAUUUAAAUAUUUGCUUAGUUUUUAUUAGCAGCCCAAAUGCAAACUAUAUUAAUGUAAACUCAAAUAUAACUAAUUAAUAUAUUCCAGGGAAUGUUUUUUUCUUAUAUAUUUAUUUAUUCUUUUAUAUUAUUAAUUACUUUAUAUACAUAUAUAUAUAUAUAUUAAUAAUUGUAAUAAAUAUUUAAGCAAUAUCUAUCAAAUAAUAUUUAAUUUAACUAUGAAGUGUAAAACUAUUCUGCAUUUCAGUCAAAAUUGUCUACAAUGUGGAAAUAACCAAUAUAUUUAUUACAGGGUGUUAGGUACUUAUGCAUUGUGAAUUGUGUUAUAUAUGUUUUUAUAAAAUACUUGAAAGUAUAAUAGUUUUACUAAUUUAUAUUUUAUAUUAAAUAAUAUUUUUUUAAAUUUUUUAGACCUCUAAUAAUAAAAACAAAAGAGUAUUAUUUAAAUACUUACUACUAUAUGCGAUAGAAGAUUUCCUUAUCUUUGUUUAUCAAAUUUAUUAUAUUUUUGAGUUUUUAUUUGCCUAUUAAAAUAAUG